CGUCCCUUAUUAAAGCCCCCCAUUCCUGCAGUCUUCUCUCUCACCCAUCGAACUUUUUUUUCUUCUCAGUCUUCUUCCUCUGCCAUGGCUCUCCUCUCCGAUCUCAUCAAUCUCAACCUCUCUGACACCACUGAGAAGAUCAUUGCCGAAUACGUAUGGAUCGGAGGAUCUGGACUCGAUUUGAGAAGCAAAGCUAGGACUCUUCCGGGACCGGUGACCGACCCGGCGAAACUCCCGAAGUGGAACUACGACGGUUCCAGUACGAAUCAAGCCCCCGGAGACAACAGUGAAGUCAUCAUAUAUCCCCAGGCGGUUUUCAAGGAUCCCUUUAGAAGAGGAAACAACAUCCUGGUGAUGUGUGAUGCCUAUACGCCAGCUGGCGAGCCGAUUCCAAACAACAACAGAUUCAACGCCGCCAAGAUUUUUAGCCAUCCUGACGUCGUCGCCGAGGAACCCUGGUAUGGCAUUGAGCAGGAGUACACUCUCCUCCAAAAGGAUAUCCGCUGGCCCCUCGGCUGGCCCGUCGGUGGCUUCCCGGGACCCCAGGGUCCCUACUACUGUGGUGUAGGAGCAGACAAGGCCUUGGGUCGUGACAUUGUAGACUCACACUACAAGGCCUGCCUCUAUGCCGGAAUCAACGUCAGUGGAAUUAACGGUGAAGUCAUGCCCGGUCAGUGGGAAUUCCAAGUCGGUCCCACCGUUGGUAUUGCUUCUGGUGAUCAGCUAUGGAUGGCUCGAUACAUCCUCGAGAGGAUCACCGAAAUUGCAGGAGUUGUUCUCUCCUUCGACCCAAAGCCAGUUAAGGGCGAUUGGAAUGGCGCUGGUGCUCAUACCAACUACAGCACCAAGUCGAUGAGAAACGACGGUGGGAUUGAUGUGAUCAAGAAGGCCAUCGAUAAACUCAGCCGGCGUCACAAAGAACACAUUGCUGCCUAUGGAGAAGGCAACGAUAGGAGGUUGACCGGUCGCCAUGAGACUGCCGAUAUUAACACCUUCUCUUGGGGAGUUGCAAACAGGGGAGCCUCAGUCCGUGUUGGCCGGGAGACUGAAAAGGACGGCAAAGGUUACUUCGAGGAUCGAAGGCCAGCUUCAAACAUGGAUCCUUACAUCGUCACUUCCAUGAUCGCUGAAACAACCAUUCUGUGGAAGCCCUAGAGAGAAGCAAUCGGCCGGCGUUCUAGCGGCGGCGGCGGCGGCGAUGGCGGCUGCCGGAGUAGCCCUCUCCGUUCGUCUCUGUUUCUCUGUGUCUCCAUUUGAUAUGCUUUUUUUUUGAGUUGAUGGUUUCUAUUUGUUCCUCUGUGCUUUGUGUGCUGAUUGUGUUCAGCUAAUGCUUGGUAACGAUCAGACUGGAAUCUUGUUGCUCUUUUUUUUUUUUAGGAAAAAGGCAUCGUUUGUGCAAAUAAAUUUAUUUCUUUAGCGUUAUU
Messenger RNA from Momordica charantia (bitter melon), 1424 nucleotides. RefSeq names its product glutamine synthetase nodule isozyme. The record is from RefSeq and is a predicted model, not a curated record. Gene Ontology annotation, molecular function: glutamine synthetase activity. NCBI's taxonomy places the organism in Eukaryota, Viridiplantae, Streptophyta, Magnoliopsida, Cucurbitales, Cucurbitaceae. Gene Ontology annotation, cellular component: cytoplasm.